UUUGAGCAGUGCGACUCGCUCCGCAGUUCGUCGAGGUGGAGUCGAGCUGAUGGCGGCGAUGAUGGCGGUGGUGGUGGCGGUGGUGGCUCUAGGGAGCAACUUGUGUGCGCUGCUGCUCGUGGUGGAUACGGCGUCAGCCCAGCAGCAGCAGGUACAGCUGUGGGCGCGCCCGGGCGAUAAGGCGACCCUGCCGUGCGGUGGGGGGCUCGGGGAGGGGCCCCCCCCCUUCCUCACCCAGUGGAGACGCCAGGGCGCGGACGGAAGCUGGAGCGUGAUCGCGGCCCGCACCCCGAGCGCCUCCACCCGUCCCCCCCGCGGCUUCUCGUGGGGUCAAGGCGGCUCCAUGGAGCUGCUCGCCGUGGAGGCGGCGAGAGACGCGGGCAGCUACUUGUGCUUCGUCUUGUCCCGCGCAGACUCCAUCCCCGUGGAGACGGGCAGCAGCCUCUCCGUGUUUGAGUACCCCACCCGCCCCUCGUGUGCCACGCUCAAGCGGGAAGACGGCGAGGAAGUGGCGGCAGCGAUGGAGGUCACCCUGGAGUGCAGAGGCUCCACCGGGAACCCCCCCGUCUCCUACUCGUGGCAGCGUACAAAUGGGGGUGAAGAGCCGUACACUUGUAAACCAGGAUCGAGCGUUUGCGAGCGGUCCGUCUCACCUGCGGAUCGUAACUCCACCUACAUGUGCACGGCGCGGAACCCGGUGGGAGCCGAGUUCUGCCACGUCAUGGUGCACGCCGCGUCCCGGCCAGAGAAAGAGAUCGAGAGGAACAUGUUCAUCAUCGUGGUGGCGGUGCUGGCAUUCCUGCUGAUCGUGGCGAUCGUCCUCUUGGCGACACUGCGGUGGCGCGGAGGCCAGGCCGCGAAAUGCUGAGCCCGGCGCCGGGACUCCACCACGUGGCCCUCCACCACGCGGACAGACAGACAGACGAUCGACCAUUGGGCCCUCCACCACGCGGACAGACAGACGAUCGACCAUUGGGCCCUCCACCACGCGGACAGACAGACAGACGAUCGACCAUUGGGCCCUCCACCACGCGGACAGACAGACGAUCGACCAUUGGGCCCUCCACCACGCAUACAGACAGACAGACGAUCGACCAUUGGGCCCUCCACCACGCGGACAGACAGACAGACGAUCGACCAUUGGGCCCUCCACCACGCGGACAGACAGACAGACGAUCGACCAUUGGGCCCUCCACCACGCGGACAGACAGACAGACGAUCGACCAUUGGGCCCUCCACCACGCAGACAGACAGACGAUCGACCAUUGGGUCCUCCACCACGCGGACAGACAGACAGACGAUCGACCAUUGGGCCCUCCACCACGCGGACAGACAGACGAUCGACCAUUGGUCCGGCGAGAGAAAAAGAAUCCGAAUUAAAAGUUCGGGCAAUCGUCCGUGACGAGGCGCCACGGCGACGAGACCACGUGACCUGCUGUGGAUUUGCAGUUUGCGUCUCUCUCUCUCUCUCUCUCCCCGUGGGUGCGUGGAUUGUUCUCCGGGUCCUUCGGGGUUCCCUCCACAUUUAGGAGCGUGCGCUUAGAGUGUUUGACUGCGAUGUACUUCCACGUGACCAUAAGCCGCUUCGUUGAGCGAUCACGUGACCAGGUGGCUUCUGAGAACGAGCUCCAGAGCUCAGUGGGUCUUACCAGGUGAAAUAAAACUCUUAAAGAAAUGUUCGUGACUUACGCUAAACCAGAACACAGCCGGGCACAUCGCGGUGAUUGACAGAACUCGCACUGCGUCUCACACACUCGCAGGGCGACGCGCGGGUUCGUCCUGUUUGUUUUAUAGAUUAUUAAAGUGCCGUUUGCUUGAA
Lethenteron reissneri (Far Eastern brook lamprey) is the source of this 1819-nucleotide messenger RNA. Its product is annotated as V-set and immunoglobulin domain-containing protein 2-like. Gene Ontology annotation, cellular component: adherens junction. The record is from RefSeq and is a predicted model, not a curated record. Gene Ontology annotation, biological process: heterophilic cell-cell adhesion; homophilic cell-cell adhesion. NCBI's taxonomy places the organism in Eukaryota, Metazoa, Chordata, Hyperoartia, Petromyzontiformes, Petromyzontidae.